GUUCCCAGUCCCGGACCCGUUCCCGAAAGAGGUGGGUUAAUGCUAAACCCUACAUAACCCAUUUUGAAUUUCUGCUAAAGGUGCGGGGAAUGCAAUGCUCCAAAGUUGGCACUGUCCCUCUGAAUCUGAUCUACUAUGAAUCGUUUGAAGGCAAUUGUUGCUAACCUCAGAUUCCUCGACUCGCCAGUCACCACGAGACUCAUUGCAACUCGGUCUAUCCGAAUCACUCAGAACCAGGUGACUCAUUUCUCUCUUUACACUCCAUCUCCCUUUUUUGAUCAUUCUCACGAUUUUCCCUUUCCCAACCUCCAUCGGAAGCUCUACUUUUCUUCCAAAUCAAAUCCCAUUACCGAGCUUAUUUUGACGAGCCAUUGGUCCAAGGAGUUAGAGCACGAGUUAGAAAAAUGCUACCCAUCCCUGACCCAUGAAACUGUUGUUUACAUUUUAAAGCGGUUGGAAGCAUAUCCAGAAAAAGCAUGGCGCUUUUUUGAUUGGGUUAGUACCAAUAAAUGGUUUAGAGCAAGUUCUACAGUAUAUGGCUUAAUUCUUAGGAUCUUGGCCACUGAGGAGACGAUAAAACAAUUUUGGAUUAUUCUAUGGACUAUGAAGAGAAAAGGGUUUUAUUUUUAUGAAGAGAUGUAUUUUUCAAGUUUAGUCGCUUUUAAAAGGAAAAAGAUGGACAGGGAUUGCUCGUCUCUUACCCACUUCUAUAAUCGGAGUAUACGGGAAGAUGCAAUGCGUAGAGUUGUUGCCAAUGUUGUUGGCAUCAUUUCAGUGUCUAAAUGGGGUGAUGGUGUUAAUGGUGAACUUGCAAAGGUUAAAAUUCAGCUCUCCGAUAAUUUUGUAAUAAGGGUUUUGAGAGAGCUUCGAAACACUCCUUUAAAGGCUUACGAGUUCUUUCGUUGGGUUGGUAGACAAUCUGGUUAUGUGCAUAAUACAAUGACUUAUAAUGCACUUGCAAGAGUUCUGGCGAGGACAGAUUCAAUUGAGAAGUUUUGGAGUGUCAUUGAGGAGAUGAAGAGUGUGGGUCAUGAAUUGGAUAUUGAUACUUACUUAAAGAUAUCAAGGAUGCUUCAAAAGAAUAGGAUGAUGGAAGAUGCUGUCAAGCUUUAUGAGCUGAUGAUGGAUAGUUCAUAUAAGCCUUCUGUUAAGGAUUGCAACUUUCUUUUGAAAAGUAUCUCUGAAGGUGAUAAGCCAAAUUUGGAUUUAGUUUUCAGGUUUUCUAAGAAAUAUGAGUCAACAGAGCACGCUCUCUCCAAGGCAAUCUAUGAUGGGAUCCACAGGUCUUUGACAAAUUCUGGGAAGCUUGACGAAGCUGAGAAUAUUGUUAAUCGUAUGAGAAAUGCUGGUCAUGAACCUGAUAACAUCACAUAUGGCCAAGUGAUUGUUGGACUUUGUAAGAUGAGGAGGCUUGAAGAAGCAUGUAAAGUGCUGGAGGAAAUGGAAUCUUGUGGUUGCAUCCCUGAUAAUAAUACUUGGACCCUAUUGGUCCAAGGGCAUUGUGCUGCGAAUGAAGUAGACAGGGCCUUACUAUGUUUACAUAAGAUGAUUGCAAAGGGCUGCAAUCUUGAUGCUGCUGUUUUAGGUGUUCUGACAGACAGUUUUCUUGGUCAAAAGCGAAUAGAUGAUGCAUACAAGUUACUUGUAGAGGUUGCUACUAAACACGGUGCAUCUCCGUCACACAGUACAUAUAAGAAACUGAUUGUAAAUCUAUUGGAAAUUGGGAAAUUUGACGAGGCUCUUAACCUUCUUUGUUUGACUAGGAAACACAAAUACACACCAAUUAUUGAACCCUUUGUGCAGUAUAUUUCUAAUGUUGGGUCUGUUGAAGAUGCUGUAAAAUUCCUGAAGAGUAAGGGAAGUCCCCGGUCGUAUUUGAUCUACCUUCGUGUUUUUAAAUCUUUGCUUGGAAAAGGUAGACUUUCUGACGCCAACGAUCUAUUGAGCAAAAUACCCUCCUAUAUUAGUAAAAGCAAAGAAAUCCGUGAACUCUUCAAUUCAAUGGAGAAUUGCAAGGUGCACAGCCUCGGCGAUAUCAGCCAGUAACGUAAGCAUUUAAGGAGGCUUCUACUUGCUAUGUUCCUUUCUUUGUUCAUUUAACAGAGAUGGAUAUAUACAUGCUUGACAAUUUAUAGAAUGAAAACCUUUUGAGGUAGAAUCACUGUUUUAGCCUCCAAGAUUAGUUCAUUUUCUUACGUUCAAUUGAUAUUUUUUUACCAUGUAAUGUUUUAACUCUUUAGUUAUAUUCAAAUGUGUUUCGACUACGGCCUCCGAGUUGACUACAGAAUUUGGAAAAAGAAUAAUGAUCUUCUAAUGUAUAUUAAGCUCUUCAUUGUUGUAGUUGUUGUUUUGUUUAGAAGAUUUCCAUUGGCUAAUGCUAACUUUAGCUCAUUGUUCUUGUUAA
Vigna unguiculata (cowpea) is the source of this 2404-nucleotide messenger RNA. Its product is annotated as pentatricopeptide repeat-containing protein At3g48250, chloroplastic pseudogene. Lineage: Eukaryota; Viridiplantae; Streptophyta; Magnoliopsida; Fabales; Fabaceae. The record is from RefSeq and is a predicted model, not a curated record.